CGCGAUAGUAUUUUUCGCCCGUGUGUUCACACUGCGGUUUGCAGCGAAUUCGCUCAUUUGAAAAAAAUAAAACAUGGCUGGAAGAGGUGGUUAUGAACACGCUAGAGGCGGAUUCGGUGGGGAUCGGGCAUCCAAGCAGUUGCCCACGGAACCACCCUUCAUCGCAUUCGUCGGCAAUCUGCCACAAGGCCUUGUGCAGGGCGAUGUGAUCAAAAUAUUCCAGGACUUUGAGGUGAAGUACGUGCGGCUGGUGAAGGACCGGGAAACGGAUCAGUUCAAAGGCUUCUGCUACGUGGAGUUCGAGACGCUGGACAAUCUGGAGCGGGCGCUAGAGUGCGAUGGUCGGAUCAAACUGGACGAUCUUUCGGCGCCGCUGAGGAUCGAUAUUGCCGAUCGGCGGAAAAAUGAUCGCCCUGGUGGCGGUGUUGGCGGCGGCAACGGCGGCAUGACCCGCGGCGACGGCGGCAGAGACGGUUUCCAGAAGCGCGGCCCACCUCGCCAGGGCGGCAGCAGUCAGUCCUACAGCCGGGGAGGUCCUGGCACUGGCGGCGGCGGUCGGGAGGGCGGCGGCGGUUCGGGUAAUCGCGGCGAUAGUAGAGAUCGGCCGGCAAAUCGUGGUCGGUACGGCAAUUUCAACAACGACGAUCGACCAUUCGAUCGUAACCAGGAUCGGGAUCGCGGACAGCGGGAAGGAAGCUAUGGCAAUCAGUCGCGCGACGGCGAUCGCUACAACAACUUCAGCCGGCACCGCGACCGCGAGCGCACCCACUACAAUCCCAACCAGCAGAGCGAACGUCCCAGUGGCGGCAUGAGCGGCCUCGGCGGCGGCUCCGGCGGAUCGGGAGGCCUUGGCGUUGGCGGUGGCGGCGGCGGCGGUUCCUCAAUGGGCGCCAUUGACGAUAAUGAGCGGCCACGUCUGCAGCUGAAGCCACGGACCAUUGCCGCGCCCAUAAACGCGGUGGCAGAGACCAAGCAAUCGGCCUCGAUCUUUGGCAACGCCAAGCCGCGCGAGGAGAAGCUGAAGGAGCUGCAGCAGAAUGUCAAUCACAACGGCGAUAACUAGAGGGCAGGAGUCGGUCCGCAAUACAAUAUGCCUGAUAUGAUAUUUUGGUGUGCGAGAACGAGGGAAACCGAGAUAGAGCGAGAGAAGGAGAGAAUAUGGAGGAGUAUGAGGAGGAGGAGAAGGAGAAGGAGAACAAGGAGGAGGAGGAGGAUGAUGACAAGAAGGAGCAUCAGCAGCAUGCAUAUAUAAACACAUACAUUAAUUAAUAACACUACGCUACAUACCUAUUAUAUACGAAAGAUAUGUACUACAUUACAAGAUCGAAGAUGAAACAACAGGCUGGCCUCUGUGUCUCUGUGUCAGUGUCCAGUGUCAGUCAGCAAGCAAGCAAGCAACUUAACAGCAGCAAGAGCAACAGCAACAGCAGUAACAUCAGCACAGCAACAAUCAACAUGCAACAUGCAACAUGCAACAUGCAACAUGCACCAUGCAACAUCAGCAACAAAGCCAAGCAGCAAUUAUGCAACCAUUCUAACUCUUUGCAACAACAAAAAACAUCCGCAACAGCAAUGGAAAGUCUAUAAAUGUUAGUCCUUAAGCAGCGAUAAACUUUAGUCUCGUGCAUAUGGCCUAUAUAUAGUAUAUAUACGGUUAUGUGCGAUUCGUGUACAGCAGCUGUAUGCACGCUGCUAUUUGUUAGUUAAGUGAUGCAUAUAAACCAACAAAACAAAACAAAACAAAAGAAAAGUUCUACCAUUAAGGUAUAAAUAGUAAACAAAAAACAAGUAAAACAAAACAAAAAAAUGAAAAGAAUACAAAACAAAAAAAGCAAAAAACUCGAAAAACAAAGCAAAAAUCGAAAACAAAAACUUUUUGACAAAACGUUCAGCGUAGCAGGCAGGCAAUUUAUACAGUUUAUAUAGCAAAAAAAAAAGAUGAAAAAAAAACGAAAAACCCAAAAAAAAAACAUAACGAAAACAAUUAUUGAACAUAUAUACCUUAUGAAAUUUAAAACACCAACAACAGAUCUUACAAAACAAAUCGCAGAAAAGCAGAACAUCAACUACGUACGUAAAAUACAAAAAAAAAGAACGGAAAAGUAAUCGUUGAAGAUCUACUAGAUGAAAUGCGCAGAAACUUUAUAUAGCUACCGAAAAGCAAUCAACUACAUAGGUCGUAUGUAGCUGAAGAUAAAGUUAAAGUCUAAGCAGACCAAACUAUGCAAAUAUUAUUUUGAUAUCCACCCAUUAUACACUUUAACCAUUUAUGUCAAAAUUUAUUUACAACUACCUUCGGUUCAAAUAUUUCUUUGCCUACAUUUGUACAUUUACUUUUCUAAUAUUGAAUUGUCGUGCACAUAGGAUCUGAUUUCUUUGUAGAUACCCUUGAUAUAAGUCGAAAAAAUUAUGGAAAGCAAUGUAUACAUUUUAUUGUUGUUUGUGUGUUUCAAUUAUUAUUUGCAUAAGUAAAAAGCGUUUUUCCCUUCUUAACGACCUCUUCUUUGUUUCAUCACCAGUUUUUUUAAACAAUUUUUUUUUUGGUACCUUGCAAGAGCUGAUUAAUCGCGAAUUGUAAAUUAAUUUGAAAAUAAAGCGAAAAAAAUUAAAUAAGAAUGUACCGUA
Messenger RNA from Drosophila teissieri, 2625 nucleotides. RefSeq names its product eukaryotic translation initiation factor 4H (gene eIF4H1). The transcript has 5 exons. NCBI's taxonomy places the organism in Eukaryota, Metazoa, Arthropoda, Insecta, Diptera, Drosophilidae. The coding region runs from base 74 to 1063 and encodes 329 amino acids. Gene Ontology annotation, molecular function: RNA binding. The record is from RefSeq and is a predicted model, not a curated record.